Molecule: messenger RNA, 2115 nt
Organism: Nannizzia gypsea CBS 118893
Lineage: Eukaryota; Fungi; Ascomycota; Eurotiomycetes; Onygenales; Arthrodermataceae
Product: lanosterol synthase
Exons: 5
Coding region: 1-2115 (704 amino acids)
Biological process (GO): ergosterol biosynthetic process; triterpenoid biosynthetic process
Cellular component (GO): lipid droplet
Molecular function (GO): lanosterol synthase activity
Source: RefSeq, a predicted model, not a curated record
AUGUCGAGGACAGGGGCAGAUCAGACUACCGACCACUCGCGAUGGAGACUCCGCAAUGACCGUGGGACCCAGACAUGGCACUAUCUACGGACGGACAAGGAGGUCGACGAGUGGCCGCAGACUAUAGCAGACAAGUAUUUCCUCAGUCAGCCUCUGGACCUACCAGAGCUUCCGACAGCCAAAACUCCCUUGCAGUCCGCUUCCAAUGGCUUGGAGUUCUUCUCUAAACUUCAAUUGGAACCGGGGAACUGGGCCUGCGAGUAUGGUGGACCCAUGUUCCUCCUACCCGGUCUAAUCGUAACCUGGUAUGUGACACACACCCCGGUACCGCCGGAGUUCUCUAUUGAGAUCAAGAGAUACCUCUUUGCCCGGCAGCAUCCAGAAGAUGGCGGGUGGGGACUUCACGUCGAGGGCCACAGCUCUGUGUUUGGCACUGCGAUGAAUUAUGUUGCGCUGCGAUUGCUAGGAGCCAGUCCCAAGGAUCCUCGUAUGGUGAAGGCGCGGAACAAACUACAUGAGCUGGGCGGUGCUCUGUAUGGACCUCAUUGGGCCAAAUUCUGGCUCUGUGUCCUCGGAGUCAUGGGAUGGGAUGCUCUCAACCCAGUCCCUCCUGAGUUAUGGCUACUGCCUGACUGGGUACCGUUUGCUCCAUGGCGGUGGUGGGUUCAUAUGCGACAACCACCCCAGCAGACUCUCUUACCCGAGAAAUACGGGAAGAAAUAUACACCCCAGUCCUACGAUUCUAUCAAUUUUGCGUCUUACAGGGGCUGUAUUGCUGAUGCAGACAACUAUCACCCAAAAUCCAUACUUUUGAAGGUCCUCUUCUGGAUCCUUGCUAACGUAUGGGCUUCCCUGCGCUGGCCAGGGCUUGUAAAAGCAGCUGAGGCCAGAGUUUGGCACCUAAUCCAACGGGAAGAUGAGAACACCGAUUAUGCAUGUCUUGGUCCUGUCAACGCUCCAAUGAACACUCUCUCCUGUUACAUCCAUGAUGGGCCCCAGAGCAAGUCUUUCAAUCGCCACCUGGAACGUUUACACGAUUUCUUGUGGAUGAAAGACGAGGGAAUGUUAAUGAACGGCACUAAUGGAGUUCAACUAUGGGAUACUGCUUUCGUAAUUCAGGCCGUAGUUGUCGCAGGUCUCGCGGAGGAUCCCAAAUGGAAGCCAAUGUUGGUAAAAGCCCUUGAGUUCGUUGAAGAUCAUCAGAUGCUAGAAACUAUUCCCCAAGAAGAGGACUGCUAUCGGUUCGAGACGAAGGGAGCAUGGCCGUUUAGCACCAAGACCCAGGGAUACACCGUUAGUGAUUGCACCGCAGAAGGUCUACGAUCUGCUCUUCAGCUACAAAAGCAAUUUGGCUACCCAGCCCUAAUCUCUGACCGGCGUCUCAAGGACGCCGUGGAUACCCUCCUCAGAAUGCCUAACCCAAGUGGUGGAUUCCCAGAAUAUGAGCCUGCUAGGGCCUCAGAAUACGUCGAGAUGCUCAAUGCUGCAGAAGUAUUCGGCGGUAUAAUGAUUGGAUACACUUUCCCCGAAUGCACCACUGCAGUCGUCACGGCUUUGUCCUACUUUAGCAAAUUCUUCCCUGACUAUAGAACAGAGGAUAUUAGAAAAGUUCGCGAAGCCCACGACCACGAACUUCUUCGAGUACAACGGCCAGAUGGUAGCUGGUAUGGAAGUUGGGGUAUCUGCUUCACAUAUGCCGCCAUGUUCAGCCUGGAAAGUUUGGCUACCGUGGGCGAAACCUACGCCACUAGUGAACGAUCUCGCCGUGGCUGUGAGUUUCUGCUGUCCAAGCAGAUGGAGGACGGCGGUUGGGGUGAAUCAUACCUCAGCUGUUCAAAGAAGGUCUAUCACCAUUACCAUACCUCCCAGGUUGUGCAGACGUCCUGGGCUUGUCUCGCUUUGAUGGAAGCAGACUAUCCACACAAGGAGCCUUUGCAACGCGCCAUGAAGCUUCUCAUGUCUCGACAACAGCCAAAUGGUGAAUGGUUGCAGGAUGGCAUCGAGGGAGUUUUCAAUAUGUCUUGCAUGAUCACAUAUCCGAACUAUAAGUACUACUGGCCAAUUCGUGCUCUAGGGCUUUAUGCAAAGAAAUUCGGCAAUGAGGAGCUUUUGUAG